Messenger RNA from Penaeus monodon (black tiger shrimp), 1966 nucleotides. Its product is annotated as cholinesterase 1-like. The transcript is spliced from 12 exons. The record is from RefSeq and is a predicted model, not a curated record. Bases 141 to 1868 code for a protein of 575 amino acids. Lineage: Eukaryota; Metazoa; Arthropoda; Malacostraca; Decapoda; Penaeidae.
UCUUCGCCGGGCUGAGAGAGACUGACACGUGUCCUCAGAUCUCAUGUUUUUUCUAGCUAAACAGAAAAAAGUGAAAAUUAUAACGUGCAGCAUAAUCUUCUUAACUGUAUAACUGUCGCCGAAGUACAUGUAAAAGAAAUAUGAGCAUGAGAGGGAGUACGGUGAUCACGCGAUUAGCGGUGUUCACCCUCGUGUGCAUCGGCUUCUACGAGAGAGCACUGACGCGAAAUCCGAAAUCCGAAAUCCCGAAUGUCCUCCUGCCGACUGGGACCGUCUUGGGCACUGUGGAGACUUCCCCUGGCGGGAGGCUUUACUACGUCUUCAGGAGCAUUCCGUAUGCUGAGCCACCCGUCGGAGAACGCAGGUUCAAGCCCCCAGUGCCAGCUACUGCCUCGGGGGGUGUGGCAAACCACCUGAAGUGGGCUCCGAGCUGUCCGCAAGUUGCAAAAGAGAAGCAGUUAAGAAAUAUUAAAGAAAUGAUGGGCGAGGAAGAUUGCUUGUAUCUCAAUGUCUUCACUCCGUCGAUGCAGGAAAAUAAUUACCCCGUGAUGGUGUACAUCCACGGGGGCGCCUUCCUCACCGGGAACGCCAGCCGCCACAACCCCGAGCUCUUCCUGGACCAUGACAUUGUCGUUGUUACUAUUCAGUAUCGUCUGGGAGUUCUCGGAUUCCUGUCGACGGAGGACGAGGCGCUGCCGGGCAACCUGGGGCUCAUGGACCAGACGCUCGCCCUCCGCUGGGUGCACGAGAACAUCGCUCGCUUCGGGGGCGACGUGAAGAGGGUCACCGUCUGCGGCUUGAGUGCCGGCGCUGCCUCGGCCCACAUGCACCUCUUCAAUCCCCACGCGAAAGGACUGUUCUCGCGUGCCAUCCUCAUGUCGGGAUCGGCGCUGUGUCCCUGGGCCCUGAGGAAGGGCCACAGAAAGGUCGCAAUGGCAGUUGGCGAAAAAUUCAACUGCCAAUUGGACCCCCAGGACGCAAGCGGCGUCGAGAAAAGCAAGCGCUUGGUAGAAUGCCUUCGAAGUGCUCCUCUCAAGGAGCUCGUUUCCUCCUUCAUGGACUUCCAGGUGUGGAACAGCCUCCCGUGGGAGACAGUGCCCCGGGUGGACGGCGACUACCUGCCCGAUCACCCGGCGCGCCUCCUCGCUCAGGGGCGCUUCCACGACGCCAGCAUCGUCACCGGCGUCAACCUCCACGAAGGGCGACUCGUCACCCAAGGCAUGUUCUCAAAUCCGGAGGUGUUCCGAGCUCUGGCGAUCGACUUCGACUCCAUCGCGCCCAGCGUGGCGCUGCUCUUCCAGGAGGGCGACUACUGGCCGAGGAGCCUCGCCCGCCGCGCCUUCGAGUACUACCUCGGGGGCACCGAGAUCAGCGCCAGCAGCCAUGCCGACGAAGUGGCGCUCACAAAGUUAUUCGGGGACCGCUUCUUCAAGAUCCCGCACGAUGAUACGUGGAACCUCACUUGGCGUCAUCUUGGUCCCGACCGCGUUUUCGCCUACGAGCUCAUGCACAGCAGGGGGGAGGAGUGGGUUGUGCACCCGGCAAUACUGCAGUACCUGUUCCCUUACCCCAACGCCCCGCGACUCAAGGGAGAGGACAAACAGCUCUCUGACACGUUGCUGAAACUGUGGGUGAAUUUCGCAUCAACAGGGGACCCGACACCUGACUCCUCUCUGGGUUUUCGCUGGAUGUCUGUCAGCGCAUCCGAACAGACCCUCCUCCGCCUCACGCCCACGCCUGUUAUGACGGCAUCCUCUAGACUGAACGAAUGGUUGUUGUGGACCUCAUUCCCAACCGAAGCGAACAGGUUCCUUCACCUCGACCGCUUUCAAGAGUAUGUGCGAUCGCAUGCCAGUGAUAUUCGAUAAGAUAAUAGGGUUAAGCAUGUAUGUAUGUGUAGCAUAUACCGCGUGAGUCGGGAUUUUAGUACGUUAUAUAUUAUUAUAAAAAAAAGAUAAAACGUUGU